This is a messenger RNA of Dichomitus squalens LYAD-421 SS1, 282 nucleotides long. RefSeq lists its product as uncharacterized. The transcript has a single exon. The annotation marks the transcript as partial. The record is from RefSeq and is a predicted model, not a curated record. Lineage: Eukaryota; Fungi; Basidiomycota; Agaricomycetes; Polyporales; Polyporaceae.
AAAUCGAGAAGGUUUCUUCGGAAAUUCAUGGUAUCGGGCGAUAGGAAUACUCGGGUUGAGAGACUAUUCUCUAUACUGAUCGAAACCGGAAUGGUGUAUUGUGCUAUUUGGGUAACCCUAUGUUGUGCAUCAAGAUCUCAGGAGCGGGACUCAAUGUCCUGCCCGCAGAUACUUGUGGUCGUUUGGCAGUGCUCCUUCUACGUGCCGACAAAUUCCAUCACCUUUCAGGACCGAUUCGGAAACUUCAUAAAUACAGGACUUGUUCCUAUCAUUGUACAUUGA